Molecule: messenger RNA, 1908 nt
Organism: Physella acuta
Lineage: Eukaryota; Metazoa; Mollusca; Gastropoda; Physidae
Product: WD repeat-containing protein 13
Cellular component (GO): nucleus
Molecular function (GO): promoter-specific chromatin binding; protein binding
Source: RefSeq, a predicted model, not a curated record
AGUAGUUGGGUAAAAAUAAACAAGAAUGGCUGUGUGGCAACAGGUACUCGCAUUGGAUGCAAAAUUCAAUGCAUACAGAUCUCCCAACAACCCUCAAUUCAGAACACUUUACAUCAGAAGACGAAGUCAGCUUCUGAGGGAAAAUGCUAAAAAUGAGAAAGAUGCUUCAUCAAGAAAAGAGUAUCUCCGCUUGCGGGCACAACUUCUUAACUCUCGCUAUGGAAGUCCAGCAUUCUCAGAUCAAGGAAGUAUUAAAAGUAGAUCAUUCAGCCUGCGGAGCAUAAGCAGAAACACUGAGAGCCUGGAAUCUAUGAUAGCUGCUGGCAAUGAUACAAGGAAGUUCUAUCAUCACCAUCGGCGCCACUUAAGUAGUGGUUCAUUCAAAUACUUGUACGAGGGCCCUAUGAAGCAUGUUUAUGAUAGCAUUGAGGUUGUUCCAACUAGUGUAGCAGAGGCAAGCAAAGCAAUGGCAGGAGGAAAAAGUCUUUCAGAAAACUAUGCUUUUACUGGAAUGCAUCACAUUUUUGAUCAGCAUUCAGCUUCAGUCACUAGUGUAAAAUUUGCCAAUGAUGAUAGGUCGAGAGUUGCUUGCUGUUCAUUGGAUGGAACCUUGUCAAUAUGCCAGGUGAUCCCUCCCCCAGCAACUGUUAUAUGUAUGCUUAAAGGCCAUAGGGCAGGAGUUACAGAUUUUGUUUGGUCACUGUCCAAUGAUGUCAUCUUGUCCGUGUCACUGGACGGGACAGCCAGGCUGUGGGACGUGGCCGCAGGAACCUGUAUGAGGGUCAUAGAGGACAGCAACAACUCAGAACUGCAGUGUUGUGUUUUUCAACCGCUCAACAACAACAUGUUUGUUACAGGAAGCAGUCGUAGCCAGGUGCAAGUGAUGAAUAUGUCAACAGGCAAAGGAUACAAGGGUGGAAGCAGUAAAGUCACUGGGAAAGUGAAUGCUUUGACUUUUGAUGCCAGUGGUCACAUCUUGUGGGCUGGAGAUGAAAGAGGCGCAGUUUAUUCCUUUACAGUGGAUGUCGCAACAGGAAAGUUGACCAAGACAAGGAGACUAACUGUGUCAGAAGGUCACCCAAUUACUAGCCUGUCUGCCCGGGCAUGGAUCAGCAGAGAGGCCAGGGAUCCUUGUUUGUUGGUUAAUUGUUGUAUCAACUCACUCUCUUUAUUUCGGAUUGUAUCAGAAGAUGGAGCUCUUCAACUUAAAAAAUCUUUCUCCAUCAAGCAGCGUAGUUUGUGUAUCAAGAGCACAUUCUGUCCCCUCAUGUCAUUUAGACAAGGGGCUUGUGUCAUAUCUGGCAGUGAAGAUAUGUGUGUUUACUUCUUUGAUGUAACAAAAGAGAGCAAGCCAUGUGUGAACAAGCUCCUAGGUCACUCUGCCCCAGUGUUGGAUGUAGCUUUUAACUGUGAUGAAAGUUUGUUAGCAUCCUGUGAUGCUAAUGGCAUGGUUAUUAUUUGGAAAAGGGAAGGCAAACAAGGGACGUUAUAAAACUUACAGUUGUCUUUCCUGCCGCCCGCCCUCCAACAUUCCAUUGAAGUGCCUGUAAGUACCAGAGGAUGAAGUCUGGGGCUCAAGAAAAGCUGUGUGGACCAGAGAAACGAGUCCUAACUUUAAUUAUGAGAUCUACAUUCCAUGAAGGCAAUUUUACACCAGAUCUUUUCCUGUGUACAGCACUUUGUUAUAUUUUACACAGUACAAUGUGUUUGUGAAAUCCAGAUAAAUUCUACCAUAUCCUUUAAGACAAGUUUAUUGGAUAAACUCUCAGAAACCUCCAGUUUAGUUUUAUAAACUGGUUAAUGUUCUAGUCUUGAAUGUAAAAACUCACCUUUUCCAUAAAGCAUUUGAAUUAUAUAAAAUCUUAUGUAGUUGUAACAAUAAUAAAUAAAUUACUUUUUUUAUAACUC